AUGCAUGUCGUGAGUGACUCGAAGUACGUAGUGGACGGGCUCACGAAGCACUUGCCGGCAUGGGAGCAACGCGGAUGGAUCGGCGUUGCAAAUGCUGACAUUAUAAAAGAGACAGUCGCCCUCCUACGCACCCGAAGCGCCCCGACGACCUUUCGAUGGGUUAAAGGGCAUGCGGAUGAGAUCGGCAAUGUCGAAGCGGACAAGCUGGCAAAGAUUGGUGCUGAAGCGGCGCGCCCUUUCCGCCCUGUGGCACUACCACCGAAGGCGGCGUAUGUGAAGGACGGCGCGUCGCUGGCGCACCUCACCCAAAGCCUGGCAUACCGUGGUAUCAGAGAAAGGAAGAAGCGUGUGCAACGUAAGUCCACCCACCGGAAUGUAUGCGGUGCACUCGCUGCAAUUAAGAACGCGACGAGCGAGGAGCACAUUGCCGCCUCGCUGUGGAUGUCUCUCCGAAAGGACCCUAUCGAGAAGAAGGUCAGAGAUUUUGUGUGGAAAGCCCUCCACGACGCCCACCGUGUAGGUAAAUUCUGGCUUAACAUCCCGGGCUAUGAAGGGCGAGGCACGUGCCGCCACUGCGAGUGCGUGGAGUCGCUCGAGCACAUCUUGACGGAGUGCAAGGCGCCGGGACAGCGCACGGCGUGGGACCUGGCUAGACAGAUGCUAGCAAAGAAGAAGGUGACACUGCCCGAUGUCACGGUGGGACUGGUGCUAGGCGGCCACCUCUGGAACGUUAAGAAUGACGACGGAGAACUGAACACGGGCGCAACGAGACUAACGAGGCUGAUCAUUAGUGAGACGGCUUACCUGGUGUGGAAGCUGCGCUGCGAAAGAGUGAUAGAAUGGGCUGAGGAGCACCCCCGAGUGCACUCAGUAUGUGAGAUCACCAGGCGGUGGCUGGCGGCGGUAAACAAGCGCCUUGAUAUUGACUGCGCGCUUACGAACAAGCGUGUUGCUGGCCGUAACGCGCUAGCACCGUGCACGGUGGAAGCAACAUGGGGAGGUGUCCUUGAUGAUGAGGCGCACCUCCCGCCGGACUGGACAAGCAAGUCGGGGGUUUUGGUGGGUAGGCUGACGCCGCAGCGCGAUGAAGGGUGA
This is a messenger RNA of Trametes versicolor FP-101664 SS1, 1095 nucleotides long. RefSeq lists its product as uncharacterized. The record is from RefSeq and is a predicted model, not a curated record. Lineage: Eukaryota; Fungi; Basidiomycota; Agaricomycetes; Polyporales; Polyporaceae. The coding region runs from base 1 to 1095 and encodes 364 amino acids. The transcript has a single exon. Gene Ontology annotation, molecular function: RNA-DNA hybrid ribonuclease activity; nucleic acid binding.